Ictalurus punctatus (channel catfish) is the source of this 2721-nucleotide messenger RNA. It is a transcript of the gene atg4b, whose product is annotated as autophagy related 4B, cysteine peptidase. The record is from RefSeq and is a predicted model, not a curated record. NCBI's taxonomy places the organism in Eukaryota, Metazoa, Chordata, Actinopteri, Siluriformes, Ictaluridae. The transcript has 13 exons. Gene Ontology annotation, molecular function: protein-phosphatidylethanolamide deconjugating activity. The coding region runs from base 98 to 1276 and encodes 392 amino acids.
UCAUUGGAUGUUACGAGUGACUUUUCCGAUUUCUAUUAGAAGGUUUUGGUGUCAUUCAAGACUUCAGUCAACAAGAUAGGUUGGUGACACUGACGGGAUGGAUGCGGCUACUCUUACCUACGACACACUACGAUUUGGGGAGUUUGAGGAUUUCCCAGAGACGUCCGAGCCUGUCUGGGUUCUAGGGAAACAGUCCAAUGCUCUGACAGAGAAGGAUGAGAUUCUGUCAGAUAUUACGUCACGCUUGUGGUUCACCUACAGAAAGAAUUUCCAGGCAAUUGGAGGAACAGGGCCUAUGUCUGACACGGGCUGGGGAUGCAUGCUGCGAUGUGGACAGAUGAUUCUUGCUGAAGCGUUGCUCCGCAGACACUUGGGUCGUGAGUGGAGAUGGGUUCGAGGUCAGCAGCCAAAAGAGGAGUAUAUGAGCAUCCUCAAUGCCUUCAUAGACAGGAAGGACAGCUACUAUUCUAUUCACCAGAUAGCUCAGAUGGGAGUGGGAGAGGGUAAGUCCAUAGGCCAGUGGUAUGGCCCGAAUACAGUGGCACAGGUACUCAAGAAGCUGGCAGUGUUUGACACAUGGAGCCGAUUGGCAGUUCACGUGGCCAUGGACAACACGGUCAUAAUCGAGGAAAUUAAGAGGUUGUGUAUGCCAUGGUUGGACUUCGAGAGGGGAGGGUGCGCAGAUCCUCUGGAGAUGAACGGGUAUAUGGAGGGGGCGUGUGCCAUGGCUUUGGAAGACACAGCUGUGUGGAAACCACUUGUGCUGCUCAUUCCCCUGCGCCUGGGCCUUAGCGAUAUCAACGAGGCCUACAUUGAAACUCUAAAGCAAUGCUUCAUGAUGCCUCAGUCUUUAGGGGUCAUUGGUGGGAAGCCGAAUAGUGCCCAUUACUUCAUCGGCUUUGUUGGUGAGGAGCUCAUAUACCUGGACCCCCAUACAACUCAGCCGGCUGUGGAGCCGUUUGAAAACGGAGAGAUUCAGGAUGACUCUUAUCACUGCCAGCACCCACCGUGUCGCAUGCACAUCUGUGAGCUCGACCCAUCCAUAGCUGUCGGAUUUUUCUGUCAAACAGAGGACGACUUUGAUGAUUGGUGUGCACAUAUUCGAAAAUUAUCCUGCUGUAGAGGAGGUCUUCCCAUGUUCGAACUUGUAGAUAGUCAGCCAUCACAUCUAAUCAGCACUGAAGCCAUUAAUCUCACUCCUGAUUUCUCAGACUCGGACCGGCUUGAGCGUUUCUUUGACUCUGAAGAUGAGGAGUUUGAGAUCCUGUCUUUGUGAGGAUGAGAGCCAGUGAUUGUUCAUCAUACUGUGCUCAGUGCCACACUCGCAGAGAGGAGUAAUACCACUGACAUGAGGCCUGCCUGGCAUUUGGUGGCAUAGUCACCUGUGUAAAACUCACCUUCCUGCUACACUGACUGCUCUCUGCGUCAUUUUGAGUCCUGAGGUCAGAGGUCAUCAUUAUCACAGGCUCUGAGGAGUCUCAGUAUGUUCAUAUUAACACUUAACGUGUAUCCAUUAUGAGUCUUAACACUUUUUGUUAGAAAGUGACCGUGCCUUUUUAUGCGCCUACACUAAUGCAGAUUUGCCAUAACUCACUUUUGGUGGUCAUCAGGAGCACGGCUGCUCAGAGUAUGCUCAUGACCUACACUGCUUUGAUGUCUGUAGCAAAUUGUAAAUGAAAACCAAGAUGUAAAAGUUACAGACCAAGUAGGUUAGCUUGUGUAGUACAGUACAUUUUAUCAAUGUUUAAAGUAUCUGUACACAAGUUUAUUUUAAGAUUAUUUAUUUAAUCACUUGUAAAAUAAAAAAAAAAAAAAAAGAAUAAAAAUAUACUCACCAUCCACUUUAUUAGGAACACCUGUACCUUCAUUCAGUUAUCUAAUCAGCCAAUCAUGUGGCAGCAACACAGUGCAAAAAAAUAAUCAUGCAGAUACAGGGCAAUGGCUGCAGUUACUGUUCACAUCAAACAUCAGAAUGGGGGGGGGAAUUGAGUGUGUUCUGUGACUCUGAACAUGGCAUGGUUGUUUGUACCAGAUGGGCUGGUUUGAGUAUUUCAUGAUGAGCUGGGAUUUUCACAUACAACAGACUCUAGAGUUUACACAGAAUGGUGAGCAGAAAACCAUCUCAGCAUGCACAAAACACUGAACCAAAACAUUAAGGUGAAUGAGCUACAACAGCAGAAGGCCAUAUCAGGUUUACUCCUGUCUUAAGCACAGGAAUCUGAGGCUGUCAUGGGCACAAGCUCACCCAAAUGGAACAGUUGAAGUUUAUACCUGUCUUAACUGUCCUGUUUAGGUGAGCCUGUGCCCAUGACAGCCUCAGAUUCCAGUUCUUGGCUGACAGGAGUGAACGUGAGGUUGCCACAGACAACAUUAACUGAAGCUCUUGACAUGUUAUAGGUGUGAUUUUAUGUAUUGUGCUACUGCCACAUGAAUGGCUGAUUGCAUAACUGCAUGAAUUGGGUGUCCCCAAUUAAGUGGAUGGUAAGGUCACAUAAAAUAAUGAUGACUACUUCUUUUAAUAAAAAGGAGGCUUUAAGAAGUAGUGUUACUUCCAGGCAAUGUCCAUGCACAGAACAACUGUGAUUAAAAAUGCUGUUAUAUGCAUGGGAAAUCUCCUUACUGUUCAUUUCCAGAGUUCUCCAAUUGGCAGAUUCUCAGACAUAUUGAUUGUGUUCUCACACAGCACUUUAAUAUCACUGUGUACUAUGUCUAUGCUUCUGG